GACAUUUGACAUAAACAAAGAAAUAGAUAUAGAGUGACAAACGAGUCAGACAAAGAUCGUGCGAUACUUGAGGACGAUUUGUCGUUGUCAAUUGUCACUGUCAAAACAAUUUUUAUUAAUGGCGGCUGGUGGUUGACGAUGAGCAAUAAGCAACGUUGCUAACGUUAGCUGUAGGGUUGUUUUUCAUUUUUUGAGGUUUGGUUUGGUUAAAAUUUCUGAUUUCCACUCUGUUGGUUUAAUAUUUUAUCUAGUAUAAUAAGAAACCUUUUGUGUUCAUAUUUUAAAAAAAUGAACGGUACAAAACGUACAUCGUCAGGUAGACACAAAAUUGAUGGAAAAAUUCUAGAACCAGACGUUUCAAGUAUUCCUUUAAUUAAACAAUGUGAUAAUCCUAGGUUAUUGCCAAAAUAUACCUCAAUUUUGGCAAAAACUGGAGAAAAUACUGUUUCUAUGGAUGAUUUGGAUUUACUUCAACAGGACUUAGAAAAACUGCUUUCCACUAGUGCCGUUAGAAUUAGAUAUUUACUUGCAGAAAUCGGCGAAACUGACAAAAACGAUGAGAGUCAUGAUAAAAAAGCUGACGUUAAAACUUCGCUAAAACGAAAAAGGAUCAAGGGUAAACCUAAACAUAAGGAUUUUAAAGCUUUGCCUAAAUUCCGUGCCGAAAAAUGCCAUUCAGAUAAAUUUUGGGCUUCCAUAGAACCUUUAUGUGCUAACGUUACGAAAGAUGAUGUUGUUUUUCUAGACACCCUUAUUCAAGAAUAUUCCAAAGAAAUAGAUAUCAAAAUUCCCGAAAUAGGCGAACACUAUGCUAACAAUUGGUCCGACGAAAUCAUUAACGAAGAACAGCAUUUAGGAAAAGCCCAUAAGAAAUCUUCGUCAACAAAUGAUAUUAAGAAAAACGGUUUACACACAAUGGUUGAAACGUUCUCAAUGCCCCAAACACAAAGACUUCUAGCUGGUUUGAUAGAAGAAAGAGUGCUACAUAAUCAUCCAAAAAAUGGUGAAGUGACCAAAUCUAAUAAAGUCAAAGGAACAGACUAUGCAAAAAUGAAGUCGUCAUUAAAUAGUCAAAAGUUAGGCACAUGCUUAGAUAGAAGACUGAAAAAAGAACUGAUGGAACAGGGAAUUAUUACUCUGGAAGAUAUGUCAAAAAGUAUACCUGAUGAUGAAAUUUUAAGUGAAAUUAAAAAAUGCCAACAAGAAUUAACGACUGUUAAUGAUUACAACAUAGGUGAACUUAACAAACUGAAAGCUGUUGUUGAAAACGACUUCCACUCUAACGAACUAAAAGAGCAGCUGGAGAAAGUUGACAAGGAAGUGCUCGAUUUAUAUAAUAAAAUAAUCAUUGCCAGAAAGACUGCCCAAGAAGAGGAUGGAGAUGAAUUCGACGAAGCAAUAUUUUCAGAACAAAUAACUAAGGAAUUUGAAAAUCAAGCAGAUGCCUUAUUAAAGCAACAAAUUGAACUCAAUCAAAAAAUAAAUGGUUUAACCGAUAUGCAAAUGAUUUACUGUUGGUUAAAUUCUUUUUAAUUUGAUAAUACCAGAAUAAAUGAAUUACUUUUUCGAAUUAUCAGAGUUUGUAAAGCAAAUACUAGCCUUGAUCGUCUCCUCGAAAAAGGCUAUUAUCAUCAAACUGUAAAAAUUUUACUCAAAUUGCUAGAACUAUGAUAAUAAAUUUGUAAAUAGUUCCUAAUUAUAGAAACAAUUAAUAGGCAUAUGUACAAUUUCGAGCCACUUGGGGAUUAUGUUAAAAAAAAAUUUCAUAUCAUUAAGAACAAAUUUAUCUAAAUACUACUCGUAUGUAGUUUAAUGUAUUGUAUUUAUGCUUUCAUAUAAUACAUGUAAUUAAUAUUACUGAAGUACAAAAUAUCUCCUUAAUUAGAAAUUACCAAGAAAGAAUAAAAUAGACAUACAUAGUAAAACCACAUCAUUAAAUGUUACUUAUUAAUAAAUAUUUAGGCACAAUUUUAAAAUUAGACAAAUUUAUUUCCGUUUCAUUUCAUAAUUAACUCGUAAAAUUGAACUAAUUUUAUUGUAUAAAUAAAAAAAAUCGGUACUAAUUGUUGGCAUUCUGGAUUAUUAAAUUAACUAGAACAAUUUAUUUACCGAGACCAAUUUUGAGUAGAACCAUUGUUCAUUAGGGGGAUAAAGGCUGUCUUAAUAUGUUUAAGCAAUUCUAUUUAUUUUCGCAGAACAUUUUUGUAAUUUACUGUGUUCGCAGGGGUAAAAAAUAUUUUCUUUUUUUUUUGAUGAAAUAGUUUUUUUUGUAAUAAGAUGCCAUGGAUAAGCUUUUUACUUAUAUUAUUUACGUCGUUAAUAUUAUAUGUAAUAAGAGAUAUAUAAUACUUAAAAAACGAAUUAAUUGCUUUUUUUCGCCGAACGUAUUCUGCAUUUUUUCCAAUUAACCUUAAACUAGUCAAUGGCCUUAUAACGACGUAAAUAUCAUAGGUAAAAAAAUUAACCACAUUAGUUUAGUUACUUUUUGAUAAAAACUAAGUGAUACACUUGUGAGUAUGUAGAGAUAGACAAAACAGCCUUUAAUUUAGUUUUAAUAACCAUCAAGUUAUGUAUGUUUAGGAUGUGCAUAUUUCGAAUACUUUUAAGGCUGUUUGUCAAAUAAAAAACUAAUUAUAACUUUCGAGGGUUUAAUAAAUUACUUUUUUUAAUGGCAGUUUUUUUCUCAGACGAAUUGAACGUUCUCUUGGAAAGGAAGUUUAAAGGUAAGGCGAAAGUAAUACAAAGCCGAUCAAAAAAUAAAGAAUUUAUCAUAUGUACAUGUGAUUAAACUGUUAUUAAAAAUUGUUCGAUGGACAUAACGAAUAUUCAUAAAGUAAUAUUAUUUCCGAAAAAAUCUGAACCAAUAAACUUAAACGAAUUCUGAAAAAUUUGGCUCAAAUUUUUUAAAAUCUAUAUUCA
Molecule: messenger RNA, 2919 nt
Organism: Phyllotreta striolata
Lineage: Eukaryota; Metazoa; Arthropoda; Insecta; Coleoptera; Chrysomelidae
Source: the annotation of a GenBank genome assembly